Molecule: messenger RNA, 2442 nt
Organism: Letharia lupina
Lineage: Eukaryota; Fungi; Ascomycota; Lecanoromycetes; Lecanorales; Parmeliaceae
Exons: 3
Coding region: 1-2442 (813 amino acids)
Source: RefSeq, a predicted model, not a curated record
AUGACUUCCACACAUCCAAACCCCCGCCGUUGCUACAAAACCAGAGGCACCCCCACCUUCGCCUUUUGCCAACCUUCAUCCACCUGCCAUGCAUACCCCUCGCCCGAAUCCAACCUGCCGCUAAGGAAGAGUGCCACCUUCCACUCUUCCAAGUCACCCUCGUCCGAUGACGAUCCGAUCUUAAAUAUACCCUUACUGUCCAGGAGAUCACCGACAUGCCCUAAAGACCUGGAGAAUGCUGUCGCCAAUGGCGAGCAUCGUAUGCAGCGGCUUCUAGGUGUCGUCGAUCGCAGUUUGUCAGGGCUGGAAUCGUUUUCGUCAGACAGUCAAGAAACUCUUCGUCAAGAGGACCUUCCUGUCCCUCGUUUCAUGCUUGAUAGCCACAUCGACGGCCCCGAUCAUAUGGACGUCGACGACGCCCUUGAUCAACCUUCGUUCUCUAAGCCUCAGCAACGAGCAGCACAUCAUCACCACACCUCCGACAGUGGCCUGGGUUCUUCAGUCACAAGUGCCGAAGAGUCUUUGUCUGGAGAUCAUGCAGGUACGCGAGAGCAUUAUUACCCUACCUCAUCUACAACAACAAAGACUUAUGUACAAGCAGCCGACAAUUUGAGCAAAGGAAAUAGCCCACGACCUUCCACUAACACCGGUGUGCGGUCUGGAAUCAACGGAUAUGCCCCGUCCGGUAUCGAUGCUCGCAUCAGAACACAGCAUGCACUGAGCGAAUACGCUUGCGAACAAAUUCAGAGAUACAUCAUCGUUCCCAUCACCAAAGAGCCGACACUCAAAGCCUUCCACCAACUCGUCAAGAGCAUUCCAUACCGUGUGGGCCAGAAGCAGAUUACAUGUCUGCGAGAUUUAGAGAAAGUCAUCCUUUGGCUGGCGCCUAGAUACUCCGUAUCUAGGUCAUCGUUCCUCAACUUCUGCGAGUCGUCCAUCCAGUGUUUACAUACGACCGUUCAGCAUCUUAACGUAUCAGAUCAACAACGAUCAACCGACAGACCCUAUUCUAACGGUUACUUUCUCGAUCUCACCGAACAGGUUCGCCAAUACGCAGCAAUGAUUACCGCCUCCAGAGAGAGGGCUGCAGCCGGAAAGGAAAGGGAGGAAAACGGCUAUACUACCGAUGAACAGCUUAGCCUACACGGCGGAUUGGGUUGUACAGGUCGUCCUGCCGAGCUUGUGAGAACCAAGGACGGCCAGGCGAUUUCCUUACGCACCGGAGAAGUCGUCGUAUCAGACUCAAUCGUGGGGCCAGAGGACGACCUGCAUUACUCUAUGGCUCGACGCCGCAAGUCGGAACAAGCGGCUGCCAAGCAAGCCCAAAGAUGCAGCGAGUGCGAGAAGGAGUUCAAACGCCCUUGUGACCUGACCAAGCAUGAGAAGACUCACUCGAGGCCCUGGAAGUGCAACGAGCCUAGCUGCAAAUACUCCCAGUACGGGUGGCCUACGGAAAAGGAGCGGGAUCGCCACGUCAAUGACAAACACUCUAUGGCCCCUAAUAUGUACAAGUGCCAAUACCGCCCUUGCCCCUAUGAGAGCAAGCGAGAGAGCAAUUGUAAGCAGCACAUGGAAAAGGCCCAUGGCUGGGCUUAUGUUCGGUCCAAGAACAAUGGCAAGAGCGGGAGGAAACCCUCCAAAGUUGGCAAAACGCCGCCAACUCCCCAGAUUGCUACACCAAAUUCGUACAUCUUUGACGCAUCUGGUUCCGAGUUUGGUGGGGACUCAUCCAGUCCGUACAUAAGCCACUACAGCGUGCCCCCCUCGACUGAUGGAUCUCCUGGUGACGGAUCCAGCCAUUUGUCAAAUUUGGAGUCACCUUAUCUGGGCGCAAAUGAUACAAUCACUCCAUACGAACCCACAUUCAGCUGGGGUGAUUCGUACAAUCGCCUCACUCCACAGUCCUAUACCCCGAAUUCUCAUCGACUUUCCAUGGAUUCUCUCACCACUGCCCCAACCGCCCCUUCAUCGUAUGAGAUGGAACCACUGUUUGGUGGCACUUAUGACUGGAGCAAUCUGGACUUGAGUUCUAGCAGCCUAGACCUCACUUCCAUGAACAUUCAACUCGACACUACGUCACCGCUGUCGAUCGAGACCCGUCCCCUCCAUGUCUACAGCCGUAAUCCUUCCAUCUCCGUGGAAGAGCCUCGAAGCACCAAGAAUCCCAACCUCUCCCCUGGCGCCCAAGGAAAUCAGAUGCUCUAUUCGCCUUACCACAACGAGAUUGUCGACGAAGGCUAUGGGGAUUUCGCCACCAACGCCGGAAAGCCCGCCGCUGACUUCGCCUUGUUCGACUCUCGUCCUUGUUCCAGUCUGGGCGGAAGCUUAUUCUCUGACCUUCCAACUCUGCCUGCAUUUCAACCGACGACUUGGUCCGGUCGAGGUACCGAUCUAGCACAGCAGCUGGGCAUGAACGAGAUGAUGCAGUUAGAUGAAGAAUAG